ACUCCAUAGUCUGAUAGGUGAUUUUGUGUCCCCAGUAGGGGCUGGUUUCACCAACCCCUAGAUAUGCCUCUGGUGACCAACAGUAUGAAUGAGGAUGUGGUGAUCACCAUAGCAAAAGGAUAUGUAGACCAAGUGGCCAACUCAGUAGCUGGUAACCCCUAAGAAGGAAGUACAUAGGGUUUGGUACAUGCCAUUUUAGUAAGUGCAAAUGAUGUGGCAAUUUCUUAGCUCUUCUCCAGCUACUUGACGGACAUCCUUUCCAUUCUUGACCUGGUACUUUGACUUCCUCUCACAUCGUUUCCAUGCGGUAAAGAUCUCGUGCUCUUCACCGCUCUUGGAGUGUCCCUUUCAAUUUAGAGUUGAAGAACUGUUCCAACUUGUUUUGCUGCAAGAGAUCCGCUGAGAUUUGAGAGAGUUUGACUUCUCUUCUUGUGAAUUACCACAGACACACAUGCGUGUGCUCGCUCUCUCCCCCUCCCACAACUUCAAAAUGAGGAGCUAAAAAUAUCCUCCUCUUUUCUGAAGCAACCAUGAUUUGAAACAGAGGUGCAGUUGGGUAAUAUCAGCCUCUGGAUUGCAUAUACACACCAUACAUUUUAAGCACAUUUUCCCUCUCAACUUGUUUGGUCUGUCAUACAGAUGGCUCUUACUCAAUCAGGGGCCAGAAGAAUUUCCUGCGUGAAAUUCCAUGUUUGUUUCAAAGGAGAUUCUCUUUUCCAACUUGUCUCUGGAGAGAGCUCAGCACACCCACGCCACCCCCAGUGUUGGGAAUGAAGCCACCCCUUUCAGAGUUUUGAUUUGUGCUGUUUGGAAGUUGGUGCAUAAUUGUUUGCUUUGCCCUAACGACUACCCUGCCUACAACUCUGCAAACGGGUAAAACCCGUUUAAAGGAGAGGAGCGAAGCUCUUCUUGCCACACACCUGCUUGUGAGUUUCCACUUCUAUCCGGUAGGAUACGGAUUAGACUUGCUUCUGUAGCUUUCCUUACGCAGCGAGAAGUGUACACUGGGAAGUUCGGUGUACAGCAGGCAUUCCAUACAAUGGAACUACUCUACAGGGUGCUAAAUUUCAUGGUCUUCACCAUCAGCAAAUGUGCGCACUUCCAUAAUGCCAAAAGCUGAUUUUAAAGAGGAGGAGAUCAGAAUGCAGCAACAGGUUUUUCCUCUUCAAUAGAGCUUUAAAAAGCGAGAUGUGGUACGGCUGUUUUGAGCUCUCAUCAGACAUAAGGGUGAUUUGAGAUAUUGAUGAGUCUUUUAUAUUUCCAUUUAAGGAGUACUGUAGACUUUCCAGUCUUUUUAUAUUGAACUGUUGCCAUAUAAGACCCACACUCUAUUCUUCCAGGAUUACAGUAACAAGGGGCAAGGCAACUUUGGGGUGGAAUUUUCUGGAAAGAAGAUGUUUGGUGCUUCAUCAUGAGACUCUACAAAGUUUUUGGACCUGAAAGGUGGUUGAUUCUCUUCUGUCCCCAGAGAAAUGCAUUGUCCAGGAUAUCACAAUUGCUAACCCAUAUGCUGCUGAAGGAGAACCUCUAGGACGCCAUUGUUUUUAUUACCCAACACCAGAUCUUGAAAACACACACUAUGAUUUCAGCUGGUAUACAAGUGGAAAUGAAACACCUAUAACGAAAGAGCCAUCCUCCAGAAUUCAUCAGCGUGGAGCAAAGCUGUGGUUUAUUCCUGCAAGAUCUGAAGAUUCUGGAUUAUAUGAAUGUGUUAUACGAAGGCCCUUGAGGUUAUUUGCACCAAUUUCCACAAGAGAUGCUGGGCCAUACUUUCAUCUCCCUCCGUGACAAGAGUAGAUGUCCCCCUGGGGAGCGGCAGUGCAUGCGGUUACUACUACUACUGUCCAGUAUACCUGAAGGAGCGUUUCCACCCCCAUUGUUCUACCCGGACACUGAGGUCCAGCGCCGAGGGCCUUCUGGCGGUUCCCUCGUUACGAGAAGCCAAGUUACAGGGAACCAGGCAGAGUUACAGGAAUUCGACAAUCUGCUACAGAAAUAGGAUUAGAAUGCAGGUUGUCAACGACAGUGCUGCUCAGUGUUUUAAUGAGAAGUCCAGCUAUACUCAAACGGUACCAAAAGGAUCAACUGCAAAGAUUGUGUGUUCUAACACGGAGGACUUGGGACAAGUGAUGGAUUUUUUGUCUGUUCGUUGGUAUAAGGAAUGCAAUCCACUGCAGCAGGAUGAACGAGUUUUCGUUUUGCAAUCAUAUCUUGUAAUAAACAACAUGAGAGAAGAUGAUAAGGGAAAAUAUGAAUGUAAAAUAACGUACACUUAUUUGGGGAAUCAAUAUAAUGUUUCAAGGAGCAUUUCUGUGAUUGUUAAAGUGAAUGAACCAAAGAAAAGAACUGAGAUUCUGUACCCCAGAAAUAAUACUAUUGAGGCUGAACUUGGCUCCAAAAUAUUUACGAUGUGCAAUGUGUCAAGUUACAGAAACUCUUUAAAUGGCAUUACCUGGAAAGUCAAUAAUACGCCAGUAAACUUCCUGUUUAAAGGUAGAAUUGAAGAAGGGUUCGAAAAAGACUUCCCCGUUGAAGGAGCAUGGGGUUAUGUAGUCCCUCUGACCAUCACUGAGGUGAAAAAUGAAGAUUAUGACCAGCGGUUUGUUUGCCAGGCGGGCGAAGUUGCUGCAUACUUCUUAAUACAACGCCCACCCCAAAAUAUCCUGGGACUGAUUGCACUUGUAUUGCUCAUCUUUAUUCCUGUGCUAAUCUGCGCAUUGUUCAAGAUCGAGCUUGUACUGUGGUAUCGGAAGUCAUGCCACCCUUUCCUUCAUAAAAAAGUUUCAGAUGGCAAGAUCUAUGACGCCUACGUGCUGUAUCCAAAAGCAGAUACCCAAGAUUGUUUUGCUCUGAAAGUGCUUCCUGAGGUUUUGGAGAAAAAGUGUGGGUAUAAUCUAUUUAUCCUUGGCCGGGAUGACUUACCAGGAAAAGCUGUAGUCAACGUUAUUGAUGAAACCAUUAAGCAAAGCAGAAGGCUGAUCAUCAUUUUAGUACCAGGAUUUCAAACUUACAAUAUAUCACAAGGGGUUCCUGAGGAGCAAAUAGCUCUGUACAAUGCCCUUAUGAGUGAAAGUGCUGGAAUGAAAGUCAUUCUGAUCGAAAUGGGUCAAAUAGAGGAUUACAGCAGCCUGCCAGAAUCUAUUAGAUACAUCAAGCAAAAGCAGGGAGCCAUUAGAUGGAAUGGGGACCUUACAAAGAAGCAUUCUUAUUCUGCAAAUACCAAGUUCUGGAAAAAGGUCAGAUACCGAAUGCCACCAGGACACCAGAUUUCUCCAGAACUGCCUUUGGUGCCAACCUCUCUCAAUACAACAGAAACCCUCGUAUCCUUUUAACAACUUCUGGCGCAGCUGUUUCAAAAGGCUAGAUGGAUGGAUGAUGCUGUUACAGCCACCAUUUGGACAUGGUAAACGGACUCUUUUGACAACAUCGCCUCCACUAGCAUUUCUUAAUGUACCAAAUUCACAUGGUGUUUCAAACGAAAAAAGAACUAACUUGAAACGACUUAUUUCUACAAAUGUACGAUGAGCAAGGUUUUCCGUUUGUUUCUCUUGUUGUGGGAGGAAAGCUACACACAGUGGCUACACUCCAGCUGAAUGCAUGUGGAUCAACUACACCCGUGUGUCCUGUUUUAAAGAAAGUUGAAAUGCUGACAACCAGCUGUUUAGUGAAUCUAGACCACCACCUUCCUCCUCCUGCCAAUCAGCAGAUCAUUCGGAUUUUAGCUUUGUGCAAAAGGUUGGCUCACUGAAGGGAAUCACAUCUGGAGCAUAGGUCUUUGUGUUUGAUACACCACCCGGCUAGAGACAGAUCCAUGGAAGCAGGGCUGCCAUACUCCAAAAAGUGAAAAUCUGGACACUGUUCAGCAAUUUCCACAUGGACACUGUUUCCUACGACCAAAUUCCGGCCAUGUCCGGGAAAUUCUGGAUUUAUGGCAACCCUAAUGGAAGUCUCUUUCUGUGAACACGUAGCCCCUAGCUACAUUUGGCCAAUUGUUUCCUUGUUCUGCUGAAAUUCAACCUUGCAGUUUUUUUCAUUGUUUACUCUUGGUAUUAUGGUAACACUUGACGACUGACUUAGACAUGGCUGAAAUCAUUUGCAGCCUCUUACAUGCACCAUUUCAUUUGAACUCACCCUUGGAAAUAUUCAGGGAGUGGUUGGGUUACUUUGUGAAUUGUCACUGUGUUUAUAUUUGACUUUCGUUUAAGUUUUGAUGUAGAUGUCAGACUGUUGUGGUUUUUUUGUAUUUUAUUUCCCUUGCCCCUCAACUGCUUAUUCUUCCUCUGCAAAUACAUACACACACCUGCCCCCAAAUUUGAUUUAAUUUGCAAACACCAUGGAAAUAGCCAUCCUUCAAAACCCACACUUCUCUGAAUUUUCCAAUGUAGUUUUUCCGGACAAUUAAUUUGUGCAAAAAUGCAUAUACUCGGGUUAAGUGUCUGUAAAAAUGUGCAUAUACAUGAAAAUAACAUACAGAAAUGCAUCAUUUUAGAGGAUGUUGCUUUGCAAAAAUGUGUCUUAGGUAAAUCACGUAUGAGCCUGUGUAUAACAGGAGUAAUUUGGCAUUAAAAUGCUGAUGGAUUUUAAUGAGAACUCAAAAGAAAAAUUCACAAAUGUGGACCUAAGAUUGGAAAACUGAGAAAAUUGAAAUGAACAGGUUUGCCUAUCCUUAUUUCCAAUGUAUAUCAAUGCUUCAUACAUCAAGCAAACAGGACUCUAGUCCAUGGAUGCUUUUGUCUUAAUAAAUUAAUCAUCAGUGAAUCCAACAUUAGUCAGAGUGGACCCAUCAAAAGUAAUAAACAUGACGGAGGUCCAUUAAUGUAACUGGGUUUACUCUGUGUAGUUGGAUACAACUCUCUGGCUUAAAGUUCCAUAAGACCGUUCCUUUGCAAUGUUUGCCUUCUGCAAUUGUUGUUAUGAAUAGUAAUGAUUCUCAGGAAAUACAUUUUUUUCCCAGAUAAACAUGUAAUGCUUCAGAGGUA
This is a messenger RNA of Zootoca vivipara (common lizard), 4979 nucleotides long. The record is from RefSeq and is a predicted model, not a curated record. NCBI's taxonomy places the organism in Eukaryota, Metazoa, Chordata, Lepidosauria, Squamata, Lacertidae.